UAGGGGGCCAUUGGAGCAAAAACUUAAUGUAAGAAUUAUUUUUUCUGUUGUUUACUCCACUGGCCUUUGACAAAAAUGGUGCUGUAUGUGUUCCUUUUCAUGUUCACUGGAACUGUCAGUACUCACACUAAAGUUGUAUAUAGGGACAUUCAAUAUUCUGGAUGCUCUGAUACAGAGACAGAGUUUAUAUAUGGACUUGAUGGAGAGGAACUAUACCAUUCAGAUUUCAAUAGACAGGAAGGAAUAGUGACCGCACCAAAUUUUGCAGAUCCUGUUAGCUUUCCUGGAUUUUAUGACCUUGGUGUUGCCUUAACAGCACAUUGCAAAGUAAGAUUAGCUGCAUGUGUUAAAGCUUACAACAACCCAAAUAAGAGAACAGCAAGACCUGAAGCUUCCAUAUAUUCUAAAGAUGAUGUAAUGCUGGGGAUUGACAACACCCUCAUCUGUCAUGUGACUGGACUCUACCCUCCACCUGUGGUGAUCUCAUGGACCAAGAACAAUGUGAAUGUGACAGAGGAUAUAAAUCUAAGCCAGUAUCGUCCAAGGACUGAUGGAACCUUCAACAUCUUCUCCACUCUGAAGUUCAUUCCUGAAGAGGGAGACAUCUAUACCUGCACUGUGUACCAUAAAGCUCUUGAGAACAAACCUGAGACUAAAAUAUGGGAAGUUGACGUUGUUCUGCCCAGUGUUGGUCUAGCCGUGUUCUGUGGAGUUGGUCUGACUCUUGUGCUGCUCGGAGUGGCUACAGGAACUUUCUUCCUCAUUAAAGGAAACAACUGCAACUGACAUUCCUGAUUAUAAUCCUGUAAAAUUCUCCUUAAAGGGAUAGUUCACCCCAAAUUAAAAGUUCUCUCAUCAUAUACUCACCCUCACACCAUACCAGAUGUGUAUGACUUGAGCAUAAAAGUAAUCCAUAAGACUCCAGUGGUUAAAUCUAUAUUUUCAGAAGCGAUAUGAUUGGUGUGGGUGAGAAACAAAAAUAAUAUUUAAGUCCUUUUUUACUAUAAAUCUCCACUUUCACGUUCACAUUUUCCUUUUUUUGUUUUUUUGUCGAUUCAACAUUCUUUGUGCAUAUCGCCACCUACCAUAGACGUGCCGUGCAUAUAAGGAAGGUAAGCAGUGCUUAUCUAGCAGAAGGUUAAAAAAAAAUAAAAAAAAAUAAAUGACAAAGUAUUUAAAUAAAACUGUUAUUAUAAACUACUGUUUUCGUUCAAAUUCGUCAUCUUUCAUCUCAGUUAAGCAGCACAGACAGUUAUUCAUUUAGUCGCUUUGGCGCCACCCUCAAGUAUAAGCACUUUAUUCUGUGCUUUCUCUGAUUCAAAGCAUUGUACUGACACUGUACAUUCAUUCAAACUGAAUCACACCCGCUACUACAAAUGGCCAAGGUAAGCAUGCUUACCAUAAUGAGUAAGCCAAUUGGAAGCUCCUUCCUUCAGUCAUGCUAUCUGAUGGGCUAGAUUCUUUUUUUUUUUUUUGCAUCAACACGUUAAGUUCACAUAACUAAUGCGUUAUUAAGUGCUAAAAUGGAUAUAGUGUAAGCAUCGGUGACCUACGGGGAUUUUGUAAACUUGAUUUCAAUGGAAUCGAGAAAGAGAGGCUAGUGAAACUUCAACAAGUGGGUAACUUUUACAACAAAGUGACGGAGAUGUUCAUUCACAAGGAGAGACACUUGGAUUUUGUGUUCUAUUUAAAGAAAGUUCAUUUGUUUAUUAAAAACCUGUGUUACUGAUACUAGGUCAUGCAUACUAGGUCAUUGUUUCUGGUUAAUCUGAGGCUAUGGAGUGGUAAUCUGGAAAUCAUGUCCUUCUUGUGUUGUCUAUUUGAUAGUUCUAACGUUGGGGCGCAGUGUCUGUUUAAAAAAUAUAUAUUAAUGAAUAUAGACUGCUGUGUUUACGUUACAUUUGCAUUGUGCAUUCAGGUUAAGAUUGUUGUCUUUAGUGUUCAGAUUAGUUAAUUCCCACUGCCAGUGUUUCUGAACUGUGGGAAGAAUGACGUGUGAGGCCUAUGAUUUUGAAACUAGUAACUGGCAAUCUUUUCUUUUUCUUUUUGUUGUAUGUCAAAACAAGCUCUUCUGGCACUAUGAUUCAUUGUAUGAUUUAAUGGACAAAAACAUGCCUGGUUCAAUAUAUGACAGUCUUUAAUUUGUGUGAUAUGAGCAAUAUUACUGUCCCGAAUUUAAAACUAUUUGGUCAUGAAGUUCGCCACUGUAACAUAAUUGUUUCCAUUGACUGGUGGGUUCAAGGGCAACAAUUUACGUCAAUAAUGUCUACGACUUUACACUCACAUUGGGCACAGCGUUUAAUAUUAUGUAUUAAAAAUCUUUGAUGCUUGCCCAGUCUCAAAGCUCUCAGCACAUGCCUGCCACCUACUGGUUGGGGCAGGUCAAAGGUGGAGAUUUAUAAUAAAAAAGGACUGAAAUAUUGAUCUGUUUCUCACCCACACCAAUCACUUCUAAAGACAUGGAUUUAACCACUGGAGCCUUAUGGAUUACUUUUAUGAUGCCUGUAUGUGCUUUUUGGAGGUUCAAAGUUCUGGCCACCAUUCACAUUCACUAUGGACCUACAUAGCUGAAAUAUUCUUGUAAAAAUCUUUGUCUGUGUUCUGCAAUAGAAAGAAAGUCAUACACAUCUGGGAUGGCAUGAGGGUGAGUAAAUGAUGAGAGAAUUUUUAUAUUUGGGUGAACUAAUCCUUUAAUGAAUAGCCAUCAAGUGGUUAGAGCUGUGGCACAGUGGGUAGUGCACACGCUCAGCACAUAUGUAGAGCUUUUGUGAUCAUGGGGACAUAGGACAUAUUCAAAUCCAGCCUGUACCAUGAUACCGAUACCGUUUUAUGGAAAUAUUUACAAAUAAUAAUUCAUAUAAUAAUGACCACUGAGUCAAAGGUAAAACAUUUGCUAGAAUGUAAAAAGUUAUCUGAUUAUCUACCAAAGGUUAUCUAAGGUAAACUUUUCUAGCAAUUCUCGCCAAAACCCUGGUGAAAGUGGCCAGUCUUUCUGUGGCAUGUGCUCUCAGAAACUGCUUUACCAAGAAACAUUUACUGUAGGCUUUCAGAAAUAUCAGUCAAUAUGCAUUGUGUCUUAUGUAUUUUCCAAUUUCCAGAAAAACAUAAUAAACAUUAUAACUUGUGUCAUACACUUCAUAAAUGUUGUAUUUAUAUUUAAAUGGUCUCUUUUAUUAUUCCCAUUUUUUCAUGCACAAUGGACAAACAUUACAUUUAUGUAAACAUGCAUAUUUACAGGUGCAUCUCAAUAAAUUAGAAUGUCGUGGAAAAGUUCAUUUAUUUCAGUAAUUCAACUCAAAUUGUGAAACUCGUGUAUUAAAUAAAUUCA
Myxocyprinus asiaticus (Chinese sucker) is the source of this 3328-nucleotide messenger RNA. Its product is annotated as H-2 class II histocompatibility antigen, A-U alpha chain-like. Lineage: Eukaryota; Metazoa; Chordata; Actinopteri; Cypriniformes; Catostomidae. Gene Ontology annotation, biological process: peptide antigen assembly with MHC class II protein complex; positive regulation of T cell activation; immunoglobulin production involved in immunoglobulin-mediated immune response. The transcript has 4 exons. Bases 76 to 786 code for a protein of 236 amino acids. Gene Ontology annotation, cellular component: MHC class II protein complex; membrane. The record is from RefSeq and is a predicted model, not a curated record. Gene Ontology annotation, molecular function: MHC class II protein complex binding.